Messenger RNA from Cylicocyclus nassatus, 948 nucleotides. The record is from the annotation of a GenBank genome assembly. NCBI's taxonomy places the organism in Eukaryota, Metazoa, Nematoda, Chromadorea, Rhabditida, Strongylidae.
AUGGUAUCAUUUGAAAAAGCAAAUCACGGCGAGAAUGUUGUAAGUGAGAGGCAGGGCCAGAAGUGGUUUAAACGUUUCCGAGAAGGUGACGAGAGUCUUGAUGACGGCGCACGUAGAGGGCGCCCCGAGACUCUGAGCGAUAGCGUUCUGAAGGAAGAGGUGGAAGCGGAUCCGAGUCAGUCGACGAGGGAACUUGCUGAAAGAUUUGGCUGCACUCAUGGGACAGUAGAGAAACACUUGCAUGCCCUAGGAAAGAGCAAUAGGUGCGGAAAAUGGGUGCCACACGAACUCAGUGGUGCGAACAAGGAGGCGAGAACCAGGGUGUGCCGAACUCUGCUGAAUAUGUCGAAAACGAGCCAUUUUUAUGAAGCCAUUUUGACUUCAGAUGAAAAAUGGAUUUAUUUCGAUAACCAACGCAGAAAAAGGCAGUGGCUGAGUAGGAAUGAGCAGCCGAAACCGACCCCCAAACCUGACGCACAUGGCAAAAAAACCAUGCUCUGCGUCUGGUGGAAUAUCAGAGGUCUGGUGUAUUUUGAGGUGCUCCCACCAAGUCAGCCAGUAACAGCAGACCUAUACGCUGAACAGCUGGAAAAAGUGGACCGGGCACUGCGACGUCAAGGGGAAAAUCCGAGGACUAUAAAAUUCCUGCACGACAAUGCCCGACCCCACGUCGCAAACAUUGCGCAGCAGAAAAUCGAGGAAUUGGGAUGGCAGCUUCUACCUCACCCGCCAUAUAGUCCAGACUUGGCCCCAUCGGACUUCCAUCUGUUCAGAUCAAUGCAACAUUACCUGGACGAUAAACGAUUCGAAACGCUCGACGACGUGAAAAUUUGCGUGAGCCAGUACUUUGACUCACAACCGCCCGAGUUCUUUGUCAAAGGGAUCCGUUCUUUGCGGGAAAAAUGGAGGAAGGUCAUUGAAGCGAAUGGAGAAUACCUUAUUGACUGA